This is a messenger RNA of Colossoma macropomum (tambaqui), 4159 nucleotides long. RefSeq names its product WW domain binding protein 1 (gene wbp1). The transcript is spliced from 4 exons. Bases 154 to 981 code for a protein of 275 amino acids. NCBI's taxonomy places the organism in Eukaryota, Metazoa, Chordata, Actinopteri, Characiformes, Serrasalmidae. The record is from RefSeq and is a predicted model, not a curated record.
UUUCCCCAGCCUGCCUGUCUGCCUCGGUGCAGUUCGAAUGUGAACAAAAACAUGUCGCUCGACUCUUCGUCUAGUGAUUCUGCGGAUACUUUCUAACAGUUUAAACCAGAGCUAUAUGAUUUCCGUCGCUUUUGUGGCGAAGAACCUCGAAAGAUGGGGCAGAAAACGCUGGGAUCAAUUGUAGGUCUGCUUUGCACGGGGACCUGUUUGGCCCAGGGAAAGGAGUUCUGUUUUGGUGUGAACAAUGAGAAAUAUAGGUGUGAGAUGGGCUACUGUUGUGGGGAGACAGAAUGCUGCACAUACUACUACGAGCUGUGGUGGUUCUGGUUGGUGUGGACACUCAUCAUUAUGCUGAGCUGCUUUUGUGCAUACCGACACCGGCGUGUGAAGAUGCGACUUCAGCAGGAGCAGAGGCAGAGAGAGAUCAGCCUCAUGGCCUAUCAGGGAGCAUCCAGCUCUUUCAUCUCCCCACCACCAAUCAACCUGCGUUUCUGGACAGACUGCAAGCUCCCUGAUUAUGAGGAAGUAGUAGGCCACCCCCCAACGCCCCCUCCACCUUACUCUGAGAUGCCCCCAGAAAUCUUGCCCUCCAUCCACCCAUCUGUAAAUCACUCAGAGUCAGCUGUGGUGUUGGAGCGCCCUGUAGAAGAGGUGCAAGCUGAGAACCGAGUUUCUGACUCACUGGAACAAGACCCUGCAGCAGUUGCAGCCCCGUCAGGAUGUGAGGAGGGCGGGGGACCGGACGUCCCCUUGGAGGAGGAGUUGAAUACCCGGCGGAGGCACGUGACUGGCGACUCAGGUAUUGAGGUGUGUGUGUGCCAGCUGGAUGCAGAUGAGUGCUCCGGGCCUGAGGAGGAUGAGGGCAGGCUGUGCCAGGUGGCUGGUGGUGGCUGUUGCUCUGAGCAGGAGGCCCUCAGACCCAAAGAGCGCUCGCACUCACCUGAACCCUCUAGCGCGCUCAGCGGAGACCGUCUGGUCUGAUUCACACCUUGCAACGCUUAACGGUUCCAGCAAUACGACAUGGGGAAGGGGGACAGCAAAAGGUUUUGUCAUUGUUAGCCUCAUGACCAAGUCGAUUAUUGAAGGUUUUUUUUUUUUUGAGCUAACGGGUAGGGAGAACCUUUACAUGCACAUGGAAGGACAUUGGAUGAUGGCUUUUGCAUUCAAGUAAUAUCUAAAUGAGUGACUUUUUUCCUAUGUCAAAUUUUUUUUCUGGAGUGGACUUUUUUUGGUGAGGCUAAGGUUUCAAUUUGCCCGUUUCCAUGAAUCACUGUUGUUUUGCUCAUUUUGCCAUGAGUUUGAGUAAAGUGCUGCGAUUUAGAGUGGAAAUAGCAGCACUUUGAAGUAGAGCUUCUUCAUCCCAAAGCACUCAGCCACAUUGCAGCAGUCAACCACAAAUGAGCAUUCCCAACCACUCUGUACUUUGUCUGUGUGGCUUGGAUUUGGACCUCUAUAACUCAACCACCCCACCCCCCACCCACCGUGACAUUUUGCUUCAGCCAUAGCAUCAUAGCCCAGCGGUCACUGACUCUCAUCACAUGGGAAAAUGCUCCAGGAAAAGCGUCCCCCUAGCGCAGUGGCGUCGAGGUCUGACUGCAUGCUUUGUUUUUCACAAGCCUCUGCUAAUGAGAGCACAGCUGCGGGGCUGACAUCAGCCGAGCUCCGUCCCCCCAGGACCAAAGUGCCUCUCUGUUAAAGACAAAGAGAAGGGACUGGACAGCACAGCUAAACCACAAGACAGCUCCUUCUAGAUGACACUGUUGCGACAUACUCACACACUGGCACACCCCCAGACACACCCCUGCCCCUUGGCUCAGAAACAUGCUGUGCUCAACAGGGGGUCAGAAGCCAGCAGACGAGUUAUGCUAUGACCACUGCUCUGGUUUUGGGGGCGACACUGCUAUGUGCCAGCUUCUACUUCAGCCCCCCCACGGAUGCUGUGCCUGCAAAGUUGACAUCUAUAAAAAGCCAGUGGUUGGCUAGCUUCUUAACAGACUGAUAGUGAUAUAAUGUGUGGCCAAGUCAUCCCUCCUUGGGGUGUGGAAAGGGGGUGCUUAAGCUCUUCUAACAGCAGGGUUUUGCUCUUUCAGCCGUGAGAGAAGAAACAGCACACAUUGCGGUUUGGAAAACAGGAGGGAGGAAAUUAACAGCUGUGAAUACUUCUAUGAUGUGCUAAACGUCAGAUUUUUUUCAUGAGCUCACGGUUAACAGUAGCCAUUUUGUACUUGCCACUCUUAGAAACAAAGCUAUCUCUGUAAGGUGCCCUGAUCUCUCGAGUUUUAGACCACUUCUGUAAAAUGACUUGCAUUGAGAAAAUGCAUGUGUGCAACUGCAAGUACAUUUCUCUUUUCUUGCUAUGAUGUGACACAUCGAAGAGGUUUUUCACAGAAAAGCAGAUAGACCCAGCCUUGACCAGUACUGCUGCUACUUCUGCUGUUGCUGCUAUUUUGACCCUUUCUUGAUAGGCUUGAGAUCUCCGUGUGCGGGUAUGUUUUGGUUUCCUCUCACCCAGAUCUCACCUCCCCUAACCCAUUUCAAAGCGUUGUAAUGAAAUAAGCCGCUGUUACUGCUUAGGGUACACUCUUCUAGCUGACUAUCCAUGACCAGCACAUAGAGGCAGCGUGUGCCACUUGUGAUAUUUUCCGUUCAUGUGGGCUGCCUCAACAGUGCAAAGUCAGCUCAGCUGUAUGCUUCCCUAUAUAUACAUACACAUGUGUGGAGGGGUGUUUCAUAUUUUAUGUCUGCUUUCCCCGCAGAAAGGCACUUGGAAACGACCGUCCUGUGGAACGUGUGACACCUGCCACCACAAAUAAUGGGAGCAGGAAAACACUCAGCUCUCACAGUGUCCUGGAAGUCCACUUGUGGCUUCACCACUCUGCACUGAUUGCAUUCAGUGGCUAUUAUUAGUGCUUGCUCUCACUGCUGACUUAUUCUUAUGUGAAUGAACCGACUAGAUGCAAAACUUAGAUGGCUUGUUUAUAUUUAACCUCAUACUUUCAUAUGUGUGGAUUUAUAACCUGUGAAGAGGAUGGACACUUUGAAAACGGCUACUGCUUCUUUUGUGGCAGAUGUUUUGAGGCACCGCAAGCUGCCUUUCCAAGGUUAUUAUAGUGCUGAUAAGCAGGGGCAGUCCCACGUUUAGAGCAUGUCAGGUGGUGGGGCGCUGAACUGGUUGUCCUGCAGCGUUGGCGGUAUUGCCUUAUUGUGGUCAUUUGUGGUAAUUAGAGUAAUACACAAACAUCUUUACUUAUGGAUUUUAAGUUAAUCUGUAUGAGCAUAUGCUCCAUAAUCAUACGUAGAAACUUCAGCUUUAAGUUUAGAAUGUCUGAGUUAUAGAGUGUUGGUUGUGACGUUAUGGAUAUGGUUCAGGUAUUUUAAACAGGUGAAGGCAUGAUAUGUGUGUUCAGUAGUGCAGGUAGUUUGUUGUUCCUCCCUCUCCACAAAGCCUGUUUAGAAAAUACUGGUAGAACCUUGAAUUUUUGGAAAAAAUGAUGCGUCAUUUCUGAAAUGACCAUAGUGAUUGGUCUAGCUUUGAGAAGUUUGAAGGUGUUGUCCAGUUGAUAUGUUGAUCUUCAGUUGCAUGUCUUCUGCAUAGCAGUGUGAUCUAAAUGAGAUUUGCUAAACGUAACGUUUUGUUGUUGGGGUGUUGUGGUGUGUGUGUCUGAGAUACGGUUGAAAAUUAGGGAACGGGGUCUGAUGGCACUCAGACUCUGCAUAAACCCACAAGAGCGUGGGAGAAUAUUGCCAAACCAAUAUGGCACUACAUGUUUACCUGUAUAAAAGGGCUAGAAAAUAACACAAACCUUUGGUUUGAGGUUCAUGUGAUUUAUAGGGUAUAUGGAAGAAUACAUGAUUGUACACUUUAGGGCCUGUUUCCUAAGAGCAUUUGUUUGAUGGCAGUAUCACUUUAUGUGAUGCUUUUGGGAAAGUGGACCCCAGAUUAUAUCUGCCUUUUGUGUAAUACUGUACUUCAUGUGUACUUAGAGACAUGCAAUGCAUCUGAUUCUGUCCUCGACCUGUGGGAAUAUCCCUUGAGUGUCUGUGGAACUUAGCAUGACAGCGAUGAGAGCUAACUUUGUGCCUCUUGUGGUCCCAUUUCACCGAAUGGCUUGAACGUGGCAACAGAAACUUUGGUGACUGAACUGUUUAGUCUAAUCCU